Panicum virgatum (switchgrass) is the source of this 565-nucleotide messenger RNA. RefSeq lists its product as uncharacterized. The record is from RefSeq and is a predicted model, not a curated record. Lineage: Eukaryota; Viridiplantae; Streptophyta; Magnoliopsida; Poales; Poaceae. The coding region runs from base 67 to 402 and encodes 111 amino acids. The transcript has 3 exons.
CCCACGCCGCCUCCCCGCAACCAUCGACAUCGCACCACCCCCACCCCUCACCGCCUCCUCGCAUCCAUGGACAUGCCCUUUACGCGCUUUCUUCCUGAUUCUUGCUAUGCCGAAGCCUCAGAGUUGUUUGAAGCUAACGCCAGUUUACCGCUGAAGCAAAGGAUUGAAUUGCUUAUCAAGUUCCUCGAAGAAAAAGAAAAAGAGCUGAAGGCAGGAACUUGUACUGAAGUCCUAGGUGACAUGAAUCAUGAGAAAGAUAGUGGAAUAUGUAAGGGAGUAGGAGUGGGAGGUCAGAGGCCGCGGGCUUGGCUCCCGACGGCGGCGAGGGCGCGACGCCGUCCUGACGGCCGGCGUCGAGCAGAGGAGCGUGUGCGUGAGGGAACGGUUGAGCAAGAGGACUAGACGCCCUGAGAUCCAAAUGAUCUCCAAGCAUAACUGCAUUAGUCUCAGGUUCAGGCCUUUAUGGCCAAUUUACAUAACUGACUCGAGAUUACAAAUUCAAACUAAAAGAUACAACUGCUCUAGCAGGUUGAGCGACAUGGGCACGUGCCCUGUACUAGUCACG